AUGCAACAAUUCAAUUUGAUGCAACAACCUAAUUUGUUACAACAAUCUAAUAUAAUGCAACAAGCUAAUCUAAUGCAACAAGCUAACUUAAUGCAACAACCUAAUUUUAUUCAACCUUCACUCUUUUCGGAUGAAAAUGAAGAUACUGAAGAUUAUUAUCAGAAAUUUUUAUUAAAAUUUGAACAACAAAAAUUUUCUGUACGACUACUUUCUGAAUUAUCAAAUGAAGACUUUGAAAAAUGUAGAGUAGAUACUAUUGGUGCACGCCAAACUCUUCGUAAAUAUGCUGCAAAGUAUAAUGCAUUAUCAUAUAGCAAAUUGUAA
Messenger RNA from Dentiscutata erythropus, 324 nucleotides. Lineage: Eukaryota; Fungi; Glomeromycota; Glomeromycetes; Diversisporales; Gigasporaceae. The record is from the annotation of a GenBank genome assembly.